Molecule: messenger RNA, 2043 nt
Organism: Mycotypha africana
Lineage: Eukaryota; Fungi; Mucoromycota; Mucoromycetes; Mucorales; Mycotyphaceae
Product: subunit 17 of mediator complex-domain-containing protein
Exons: 10
Coding region: 1-2043 (680 amino acids)
Biological process (GO): regulation of transcription by RNA polymerase II
Cellular component (GO): mediator complex; core mediator complex
Molecular function (GO): transcription coregulator activity
Source: RefSeq, a predicted model, not a curated record
AUGAGCGAUCAACGUGAUACCAAGAGAAUAAAACUAUCCUUAGAGCCAUUUCUCUCGAAUAAUGUAUCAGAUAUACUCGACACAGGCCAUGAAAUUUUAAAACCGGAGAUAAAUUUGUCUGAAAAAUUAAUGACAACAGUGGACCGUAUAUGGUUCGAAAGAGGUGAAUGGAAAGACAUAACAGAGAAAUCGCUUUUAGAAUCGAUACAAAAGAAGGAUGAAGUUGAUCUAAAGGACGAGGAAGGUUCUGCUACAACAACUUCCGAUGCGGUGACGUUAAAUAAACCAUCACAACAGCCACAACAACCUCAGAUACCCGAGAUGGACAUCAUCAAACUUCGAGAGUUGGUCAUUAAUCAAUUCCUGCAAACCCCCUUUUUUUUUUUGCCUUUUAGACAUGGUAAAAGUGAAGUGGAUGUAGCGCUAGAUGUUGUGAAUAUUUUGACGGCCAGUAAUCGAUCCUCGUCUGGCAGUGUAAAAGAUCUUGUUUUACCUGCUGGAUCUUUAACCGCGACUUAUGUGACAAAACCUAAGCCAACGACAAAAGCACAAUUGGAAUCUGUGCAAUUGAAUUUGGGUUUGAAGCGUAAAAAGCAACGAGAAGCAGCUGAUUUUUUGAGAAAGAGUGCAUUCGCUUUGAAGGAUUUGGUCGAGAAAGAGCAAGUGUUUUGGGAUGAAGCUUUGGAUUUAAGGAGAAAUAAUUGGCAGAUGCAAGCGAGUGGUAAUAGCGCAGGAUCAUCAUUUUAUGUUCAAUAUGGAUUUUUAGAGGUGGGAUCCCAGUACAAUGAAGCAUCUGUUGGUGAACUACGGCGCUCGGAAGAUACACAAAGAAAGACAGCCAACAAUAAAGAGAGUUUACAACUACUCCUUCCGCACGCGAUACAACGAAAAGUGAUGGUUCAAGUGAAGCAGAACGAUGGUAUUUUGGGCAUCAAAGAACAGCAAAAGGACUCGACGACGAUGGAAAGCGAUGAGGAAGGAGAGCACGCGGUGCAAAGCCGCCUUGUUGAAGCUUGUUCGACUGUAUUUGAUGCUGAGCUAUUUGCUAAUGUCUUGGCGGAAGCUCAGGCAUUAAGUAGCAAUGUCCGUUUUCCGAUGGAUGAGAUAGUCAUUAGUAUCGAUGGACAGUUAGACAUGUCGAUCAAGAAAGUGACACUCCAUGAUAAACAGUCAACGACUACCAAAACAACAGCAGCAUCGACAAGCAAUGGAAAUAAACAAAUGGUGAGUCGAUCCAUUGGCUUAGCAUUCAAGUUAUUACUGCUACAGCAGCAGCGUUACCAUGUUUGGAGAGCCAGAGCGAAAACACUCUCGAAUAAUUACAGGUUACGACAAUUACUCAAAGAGCAAGAUAGUGCGACGACUUCCAAUUCCAAUGCAACGAAAUCAAGCACAACGGUAGGAAGUAGUAUUUUGUCUAACCAUCGUGCACAGACAAUGGCGCAUGACUCUUCGCAACCACCCAGCCAUCUUCCCAUCCUGGACCCCAUCUUAUCUUUUCUGCGAUUUUGGAUUCAGUUUGAUAAAAUGAACCAUGUGGUGCAAACUCUGUUAACAUCCUUUCAACGUAUAGGAGGCUGUGGUUUCUUUACUCAUGUUACUUUCUUUUCUGAUCGUAACCCAUGGACAUCAUCCUCUACGGCAGCAGCCAGUAGUAGGUAUGAAGAUGUUUACCCAGGGUUCGGAAAAGUAGCACUUGGAUUAAGUAUUCAUCUAGCCAAAGGCCCCUCUCUACAAUUCGGUCUGGAUCUCUCGGGUUUUAUUUCCGUAUAUCUACCACAAACAACAGUGGUUUUACAGAAUGUAUCUGAAUUUGAGGCAUUUUUAUCGCGAGAAAUUAAGAUUAUUGUUUUACGAAGUGUAUGUGAAGUAGCCAAUGAUAUCAUUUUAGGCCAUCAUGAUGACAGCGUUUCCAAUAAGCAACAACAUUACUUAUGGCAAGUCGAUCAAGUCGAUGAAUCUAUUCAUGGCUAUAUGUAUUGCGAUCAAAAAGAAAAUCAUCAAGACAAACAACGAGCAUCCUCCUCGUGGAGAAAUGUGUAA